Setaria italica (foxtail millet) is the source of this 1989-nucleotide messenger RNA. Its product is annotated as probable WRKY transcription factor 14. Bases 409 to 1674 code for a protein of 421 amino acids. Gene Ontology annotation, biological process: regulation of DNA-templated transcription. The record is from RefSeq and is a predicted model, not a curated record. Gene Ontology annotation, cellular component: nucleus. The transcript has 2 exons. NCBI's taxonomy places the organism in Eukaryota, Viridiplantae, Streptophyta, Magnoliopsida, Poales, Poaceae. Gene Ontology annotation, molecular function: DNA-binding transcription factor activity; transcription cis-regulatory region binding.
AGCGUGUCAGUGGCAGCACAGUACCGUCGAUGUGGACCCUGCAAUGGUGCACGCAUUGCAUUUGCAUAUAGCUCUAGGACUCUAGUAGGCAGCUCUAUCCUGCUACAGUGGUCGAUAACGCUGGCUCUAGCUCCGAUCCAUUAUAUAUCUGCGUUGUCCUGCUUCAGCCGGUGGUCAGCCCUGAAGCCCCUGACCAUGACAGUUACUUAAUUCUUCAUCUCCAAUCUCCAUGCUGCAUGCUCCAUCGAUCGACCCCUGCUUGGCUUGCCAGUUUGUCUACUAGCUAGUAGCUUGUUGUUCUGGGCAAGUAGGCAACCCGGCCUCUCUUUGGCUUCUCCCUGGUGAAUUUGUAGCCCACCUAGUGACAAAUUGUUCAUCGUCUCUGCAUAUUUGUAGCAGUAGGUAAAAAUGUGUGACUUCUUCUGGCUGUCGCCGGCCGAUCAAGGCGACCUCUCCGACGUCGUCCGGGCGAGCCUGCAGCAGCAACCGCCGUCUCACCACAGGCUGCCGCUGGGCACUCCUGCCCCAGCUGUCCGCAGCCAUGGCUCGUUGGGCUCCCAUCAUCUGCCGGAGGAAGAGGAGGAGCUGCUGGUGCAUGGCAAUGGCGGCAUGGGGCUCAUGGUUAGCAGCAGCAUCGCCGGUUGUGACCGUGCCUUGUAUCCACAGCACCACCAUCCAGAGGCAGAGGGGCUACUGAUUCCCCAGCAGCUCAUGUCUAGCUCCAGCUUCGUCGUCGAGCUGAGGGAAGACGACGUGGCCAACACCCCUGCAGUGCUGGACGAACUCGGCCUGGAGGACAUGGCGAUGGCCCCUCACCCUGAUCAUGCCCCGUCCAUCAAGCGAAGGAAGAGCCAGACGAAGAAGGUGGUGUGCAUCCCUGCGCCGGUGGCGCCGCCGCCGGGUGUGGGCGGGCGGCCGAGCACGAGCGGCGAGGUGGUGCCGUCGGACCUCUGGGCGUGGAGGAAGUACGGGCAGAAGCCCAUCAAGGGGUCGCCGUACCCGAGGGGAUACUACCGGUGCAGCAGCUCCAAGGGAUGCUCCGCCCGGAAGCAGGUGGAGCGCAGCCGCACCGACCCCUCCAUGCUCGUCAUCACCUACACCUCCGACCACAACCACCCCUGGCCCACGCACCGCAACGCGCUCGCCGGCUCCAUCAGGCCGGCCGCCGCCGCCACGUCCUCCUCCUCCUCCCCGUCGGCCAAGCAGAGCCAUCACCAUCAGCGUCGCUCCGCGGCCGCUGCUGCCGUUACUGACCCGACACCGCCCCACCGCCACGCCAGCGACGUCGUCGUCGCCGACAAUUCUACCACGCCGGCAGGCUCCAUCACCGCCAGUAUCCAUAACCACCAGCUGCUGCUCAAGAAGGAGGUGCUCGACAUGGAUAGCCUCGAGCCCGCCCAGGAGGACGCUGCUGCUGGUCACGACUUGGUGGUGGGCGGCAUGAUUGCGGAUAUGGACGGCGCCCUCAACGUCCUGUGCGCCUCCAGCUUCCACUCGAAAAAGCAGCAGCAACAGCAUGCCACUGCUGAUCACCUGGAGAGGCUGCCGGAGGAAGAAGACAAGCGGCUGCUGCUGGAUCGGGAUCCCUUCAGCUUCAGCUUCUUGGACUGGGUGGGCGCCUCAUUUGGAGUUGCUGGAGAAGCAGCAGCAGCAAAUAAAGGCGGUUACAGUUAGAUGGCUGGAUGCUGCCUGAUCAGCGUCAGCCAAUACUCAUCUAGAACUGAUUAAGCAAAUUCCUAGUAAUUUGCAUAUACAGGUAGCCAGGCCGCCCAAUUUCAAAUGCAAAUCAAGCGCGCGCCUACAGAUCAUAGUGGUAAUUUUUAUAGUUUUACUAGCCUCUUUGGAAUUCUGCAACUUCUCUUGAUUGUGUCGUUUUCAAUUUUAACCGAAAAGGACUAAUGAGCUAUUAACAUAGUUACCAAGGGAAAAUUGUAUGUGAGAUGUAGUACUUGUGGAUGAUUGUUAAAUAUGCGCGCAGAAUCAAACUUA